Molecule: messenger RNA, 572 nt
Organism: Drosophila kikkawai
Lineage: Eukaryota; Metazoa; Arthropoda; Insecta; Diptera; Drosophilidae
Biological process (GO): cilium organization
Source: RefSeq, a predicted model, not a curated record
UCUCUAAACCAGCUUCUCAAUUCACAACACAAUUUUUUCAUCGCAGCAGGGAUUAUUUAGAUUUUUAGAUAUAUUCUUGUGAUAUUUAAAACAUGUCACUUGGUAAUGCCGAUCCUUGGCACGUAAGAAAUCCAGAAAUUAAGGAAGGUAGCACGGAGCCCACUGAUAAAACCGACAGUUUCGAGGACAACUUCACGCCCGGAAAAGACAGCCCAACGCCCGCGAAGGACGCUGAGAGUCCCACAGGACAUGAACCGCUGCCUGACUCUAGCGACUACUUAAAGCUAUUAGAACGGAAGCUGGCCCGGGUACAAAAGGGUAACAAACUACUGGACAACCUUCGGGACAAGCGGCAGGAUUGUAUGCGGGGAUUACUGGAAUCCGAAGGAGUGCCAAUUUCCAUAUUCGAGCAGUUCCUUGAGCUUGACACACCCAUUGAGAGCGGUCGUCUCCAUCGCCACUUGCUGCCCGUCCAGGCUGUGAACGUUGGGGAAACCGUGUAUAUUGUGGACCACGACGCACUGCAGCGUUCAGAGGAGGAGGAGGAGGCCCAGUCGGCGGCUGAACACUAA